AUGGCUCGACUCUGGCUCCUGGGGUACAACUUUCUGAACCUCCUUAGUAGUGUCUCCUCGACACCGCCACCUCUUGUUGAGCGCAUAUGGAACGGUACCCAGUACGGUUGCAAAUGCUAUCUGGGAGAUGACUGUUGGCCGAAUGAUAGCUCUUGGACGGAGUUGAAUUCCACGAUCGACGGAAACCUUCAAGUGAACAUCCCUCCAGGGGCAUCCUGUUACAAUACAUUUCAAGGCCCGUUGGGUUCUGUGCCGACCUACAAUGCCGCUAGUUGUCUGAACGCGACAACUAGGUUUUACGAUGAAUCGUGGACGGUCCAACAGCCUGCGGCGGCGUUGUGGACGUACUUUACAAACGACACUUGUCGGCCGACGAGGAAUCCUCGUGAUAGUUGCACCAUUGGGUACUAUGGCGUAUAUGUGAUCCGAGCCCAGUCUAGGGAUCAUAUCAAGGCAGGAGUCGAUUUCGCUAGGGAGCACAAUCUGCGGCUCGUCAUCCGUAAUACCGGGCACGAUUUCAUCGGACGCAGCACCGGAUGGGGCUCGUUGGUAAUAAACACGCACAGCUUCCAAAAUAUCGAGUUUGCCACCACGUAUGGCGGCCCUGGAGGCUACACAGGAGGCGCCGUGACCAUAGGGGCGGGGGUUCAGGCUCGCACGCUGCUCACGCGAGCCCACGACCAGAGUCCACCGGUCACGGUAGUGACAGGGGAGUGCCCCACGGUCGGGGUGGCUGGCGGACUCGUCCAAGGUGGUGGCCAUGGUCCCCUGACGCCGCUAUACGGGUUGGUUGCGGAUAAUGCCCUGUCAUUUGAUGUCGUUACAGCCGACGGCGAAUAUCUGACCGCGAACUCGGAAGAGAAUCCUGACCUUUUUUGGGCUUUGAAGGGAGGUGGACCGUCAGCAUUCGCUGUCGUUCUUUCUGUCACCUUUAAAACGUUCCCAGAGCAAAAGGCGACGGGUGUUCUCCUGGACAUCAACUCGUCCCAUACUAGGAGCGCAGAGGUGUUCUGGGACGGCGUCAAGUCGUUCCAUAAGUACUCAAAUAGGUUUGUCGCUGCUGGUCUGUAUGCCUACUUUGAGUUGAUGGCACUACGCCUGCACGUAGCACCGAUUGUAGGCGUCGGGAAGACACCCGCAGAGUUGCAAAGCAUCCUCCAGCCGAUGCUCGACGAAUUCAAAUCAAAAGCCAUUCCCCACAGCAUAGUUAUCAAGGAGUUCGACACGCUGUUCGACCUGUACACCGAGAUGUUCGAAGACGAGUCUGCCGGCACCUCGGCCCUCACAGGAGGAUGGAUGUUCAGCCAUCAAGACGUCGAAGAGAAUAAUGACGGCAUCAUCGAGGCUUUCAAGACCGUAGUGUCGCCGCGAGGAAACUUGGCAAACCAGGGAUUCCUCAUCGGCCACCUCUGGGAUGCCGGUCUGAACAUGCCGGUCUCGAACAGUGCCACCCACCCCAGGUUUAGAAACUCGACCGACUUUGCCAUUGUCGCGCUACCCGUUCCCUUCGGCGCCACUCUGGCUCAGAAAGAAGAUCUCCAAAACGUGCUCACGAAUAUCCAGGAUGCGGCGAUGAAGAAGGCCGGCACCAAUGGAUGCGCCUACGCGAAUGAGGGCGACCCGUACCAGCCCGAUUGGCAAGAUCACUUCUGGGGCUCCGAAUAUCCAAAGUUACUCGAGAUUCGCAAGAAGUGGGAUCCUAACGGGGUCUUCUACGCGGUGGCCACACCCGGGACUGAAGAUUGGGAAGUGAUCGAAUACGGCACGAGGUUGUGCCGUAAACGUUAA
Durotheca rogersii is the source of this 1788-nucleotide messenger RNA. RefSeq names its product FAD-binding domain-containing protein. The coding region runs from base 1 to 1788 and encodes 595 amino acids. NCBI's taxonomy places the organism in Eukaryota, Fungi, Ascomycota, Sordariomycetes, Xylariales, Xylariaceae. The transcript has 5 exons. The record is from RefSeq and is a predicted model, not a curated record. Gene Ontology annotation, molecular function: FAD binding; oxidoreductase activity.